This is a messenger RNA of Vitrella brassicaformis, 2904 nucleotides long. NCBI's taxonomy places the organism in Eukaryota, Vitrellaceae. The record is from the annotation of a GenBank genome assembly.
UAGCAUUUACAAAGGCCAUUCAUUUCAUCAGGAACGAUAUCCGCAAAGACACAUCCAGCCAUCCAGUACAAACGCACACAAACAAAGAGCUUCCACGAAAGACUGUCUCCCCGAGCACACCCAAACAGCCAUGCAGCCCACGCAGACGCACCGGCACACGCCUCCACACAUAGGGACCAAUAGACGAUCGGCCACACACACAGGGCCCCACAGAGAGGCGUCGAUCCCACCCCUUAUCCAUCUAUCCAUCCACCCACCCACCCGCUCUUCUCCCCCAACACACAUGCACACACUCACAUACACAUACACAUUCACAGACACACACACACACACACACACACAGAGAGAGAGAGAGAGAGGUAGGUGAGACAGUAUUACUAUCAUUUCUAUAUGUGCUGGCACCGAAGUGCCUCAUUUUUUGCAUUCGUUGUGUAAUAAUAUUGGUUAUGUAAUAGUAAGAAUAUUGAUACACACAUACACAUAGACACACACAGAGAAAGAGCGUCGCUAUCUAUAUCCCUCUCUCUCUCCCCGAGCGUGUGUGGGUGCAUGCAUGUCUAUCUGUGCAUCUGAGUCGUGUGUGCGCUGGACAGGGAGACCAGUUCAGUUGUCCCAGCCAUCCAUCAUACACACGACACACAUUGUCUUAAUCCAUUACUUCAUGGUCUACUAGACCGCCUACCUGUUCUUUUCUCAUUCUUUCACCGACCUAGCGGGACAGAGAGAGACGGAGAGAGAGAGAGAGAGAAGGUAAGAAAGGAUCGACCUACAAUGUGGCCAAGAAAAUGUCCACUCCACAAGCAUCGAAAUCACUCUCCCCGCCCAACACUGCAUAACCAUCGCUAUUCCAUUGACCCAUGUAACCGACAGGUACAAUCUUUUCAUCGGUCUGCUGAUGGCAGCAGAGAAUAUUGUCAACUGGGCGGGCACCGUUGCAGCCCAAGUACAGCGACCCACCCACAUUCACAUUCGCACCCACCCCAUCCGGCUCCACAUACUGCGCACACGGAAUGCUCUUCGGCUCGGAAAAGUGGCCGAGAACUGAGAAAAUCCGCACAGAAUUGCUGCGUGUGGUCGGCUGGUCGGGCUGAAGGCCGCCAUUGAUGUAUGCGCCGAAAAUGGAUCGUGGUGUGUAGAUGAUGAUGAGCAGGCCCUCGGUAUUGCCAACACCCCUGCGCAUUUCGGUGACCGAUUUGUCGUGCUCCCUCGACCUGUGAGGCAAGGGCAUACAUGGAUGCACACGAUGGCGGACGUGUGGCCACUUACGAGUAGAGCAAUCCUAGUUGGAAAUUGUUCGUGUGCAGAAGGUUAUUAUCUGACAAUACAAUCUGCACGACACCACCCACACCACGAGAGGGGAGAUGCUCAUAUGUGGUGCUGCUCUCUCGUGCGCCUCUCGCGAGUACCUUAAGCCAUCCCUCUAAGUGAGGCGACUUGUCCAGGUCGACAAUAGUGACCCCUUCCAUUCUUCUAUAAUCAUUGCUGCACACACACACACACACACACGGACAUAGCACACACAGAGAUGGCACAUAGGGUACGUGUGUUUGCGAACCUCAUAUUGGGCCAGAAUCCUGCCAUAAUGACCCGCAGGCAAUGCUGGACGGGACGGGUCAGCUCCAAAGAGCCCGUUGUAAUCUUGAGGACGGCCUCCCCGCAAUCCCCGUCACCAUUAAGCCUAGUGGAUACGCAGCAGUCAGAACACACACAAGCAUACAACGGGUCUCUCUCUCUCUGUGUGUGCGUCUGUGUGUGUGUGUGUGUGCGCGCGCGCGCGCUUACACAACUGCGGUAUCGUUAACAAAUGCACUGAAUCUUCCUCUUUGCAUCUCAUUGUCAUAGUCUGAAACCGAAGCAGAAGACGCACCCAUUGCAGGUGCUGCCAUGUUGUCAUAUUGUGUGUGUCUGGCGGUGUACCGACGGCAAUCGUCGCUAGUUUUAAUACUAUGCCGCAGUCCACCCCCUUCUGGUCGCCAUUGAUUUUGUAGUCGUAGUACCUCCCUCUCACAUUGGGCUGACUGUCGAAAUACUCGUGGAGCUCGGCUGUCCGCUGUGACAGGGAGGGAGGGAGAGGGAGGGGGGGCGUGAGAGAGGGCACAGCUCUUUGCGUCUGCAUGCGUGGGUGUGUGCUGUGUGCUCACCUUGUCCCACGGACGGGCCCUUCCGUGGAAUAUUUCAAUGAUUAUCUGGUGUUGAGGGAUUCGUAGUAUAUCAGUUGCAAUAUAUUUGCUCCAUGCCACAAUGAGGUGCCCCUCUGGGUGCGGACCGAAGAGCUCUUUGAAGGAUUUCUGAACACCCACAUGCACACCAAGAUCUGCCCUGUUUGUCGCGCUCUGUCUGUCUGUCUGUCUGUCUGUCGGUGUCUUUCUGACCGCCAAGUUCGCCACGUCGUUGAGAAAGGGCACAGGGGGAGGGGGGGUGGGCACCAGUAUGUGAAAUAAGGCCUCCAGGGGUCUCGGAUCUGGGGUCUUGGAGCAAAGCGGAUGUUCUUCGGACCCCUACAGGUGUCAAAAUAGGGGUCCCGCCUCUCUCCGUGGCGCCAAUCCUGGGGUCUCAGUUUUCUCGUUUGUCGGGCGUUUUGGCCACUGCAGAGGGUAAUUGGAGGUCAGGCGAUGAUAGCUGGUGCUUAUCCAAGCUGCUCUUGACCGCCCCGAGCGCCCAGGAGCCUCCAGACGGGUGAGGAUAGCCAGGGAAUCCGCUUCCAGCUCGCAAAGCUCGCAACGCAGGGGUCCUGAGCGGCCAACACUACGAUUUAGCAGGGGUCUCGCCGACGUCCUCGGCUGACAACAGGGGUCUUUUUGGGGGUCUUUUUUAGGGGUCUAUUUCACACAUUGGUGGGCACAGCCUCACCCAUGUUGGCCCGCCCUUCUGCGUUUCACCGAAACCCCAACACGCCACGGGCAU